AUGCCAGUUUCCGAAUCACGGAUAUCAUCCCGAGAUCAAAUCCCAGAAUUACCAGAGGACCCACCUGCGAUUCUUUCCCCAUUCCUCGAUUAUGUUUUCAAAGACCUUGGAUUGGAUGAACUUAAGCUGAUUGACUUACGGGGUCUGGAAACACCUCCUGCUCUUGGUGCAAAUGUCAUCAUGAUCAUUGGAACUGCCAGAAGUGUGAAGCAUCUAAACGUUUCCGCAGAUCGUCUCUGCCGUUGGCUAAGGAGCAAUUACAAAUUGUCCCCAUACGCAGAUGGGCUACUGGGUCGGAAUGAGCUCAAGAUCAAACUGCGACGCAAAGCUCGGCGAGCCAGACUUGCAAGCCGUUCCGGCGCCAUGUUCGAUGACAAGGAUGAUGGAAUCACCACAGGCUGGAUAUGUGUGAACGCCGGCGUUGUGGAGGAAAGCCCUGUGCUGGAGAAAGACGAAACGUUUGAGGGGUUCGGACAGGUCGGCAGGGGUACGAGGAUUGUCGUGCAGAUCUUCACAGAGGAGAAGAGGGCCGAAGUCGACCUUGAAAGCCUGUGGCAGGGAACCCUAGACCGUGCCGAGCGAGAGAAAAAGAAGUAUUCCGAGGUCACUCGCAAUGCGCCUCCUGAAGAGGUUCGUGAUUCCAAUUCGAUAGAUCUAUCACCAUCUGACCGUGCAUCUGGAAAAGUCCCCAGGUCAACAGUAAGCCUCCUAUUUGAGCAGAAGAGGCAUUUUCACAGCACCCGACCUAUCGGUUGUCCUAGCGGAAGAGAUAAUGUCAACAGUGUGGCAAGGCUCCUGGCAUCGGGACCACCAAGCGGACGCCUUGCUCAUGGAGAUGUUUUUAGUGCUGGUAUUUCUACAUACUCCUUAUUCCAAUAUCUUGAAAGCUUGCCAAGUGAGACCGCUCGGCAGGAGCUGGGGACUGGCCCAGAAGACCUAGGCUCGACCCUCUUUCUUCAACUUUUCUAUAACCGUUUAUCAGCCUUGUCUGCAGAGGAAUCAGCUGUAACCCAGGUCAAACUACUAUGCAUGGCUAUUGCCCGUCAACACUUGGCCUACAGCAAAAAAGAUUUAUGGACGUCAUUCAUGAGGUGCACUGCUUCAGGAUAUCAUGUCUCUGACGAUCUUGGCUUCGAUGUUGUCUCAGCGAUGUUGACGGAGUCGCCCCCAGAUGACCGCAAUAGUGGGUCUUUUUUGCCAGACUCGGACAGAGAACUUGCUGUCCGGGUUUUGGAACAUCUCUCCCUUCGUGGUACAAAUGUUUUGAAUAUGAAAGUGUUAAACAUGCUACAUAGAGCGACUGGUACCGCAUCCCCUGAGGUGGCCCUACGAAUCUCACGUAUUAUAAAGACCCUUGACGUACCUUUUGACCCCGACCACUCCCGCGUCCUCAUGGCAACACUUUUUCAGAACCGGGACUACGAUGGAUUCUGGAAGCUGUGGCGCAAAUUACCUCUCACUGAUAGUCCACGUACCGGUGCAGACUACGAGAUGUUGUUCCGGCUACAUGCCGAACUAGGCGAUGAGCUUCGCGCUCGAGACUGUCUGUCAACAUGGGUGCCCAUGAUGGCCCGGGAGGAAACUCCAAUCCCGCUGCAGGGGCAGCUCCUGCAGCAUGUAAAACAAUGCCUUGUUGUGGCAGACCCGGAUAUUGAGCAAAGCGCGGCGAGUGGAGCUACAAGUGACUUGGCCCGAAUAUGGAACGAGUGCCAAAAGAAUAUCUAA
Aspergillus nomiae NRRL 13137 is the source of this 1725-nucleotide messenger RNA. RefSeq names its product RsfS/YbeB/iojap family protein. Gene Ontology annotation, biological process: mitochondrial gene expression; mitochondrial proton-transporting ATP synthase complex assembly; mRNA stabilization. Gene Ontology annotation, cellular component: mitochondrion. The record is from RefSeq and is a predicted model, not a curated record. The coding region runs from base 1 to 1725 and encodes 574 amino acids. The transcript has a single exon. Lineage: Eukaryota; Fungi; Ascomycota; Eurotiomycetes; Eurotiales; Aspergillaceae.